GGUAACCGAAAAUGCUCGGGCGACGUGCAGUAUCAGUUCAUCGGUUUCUUUCCAGAGCCGCGAGACAAAGCGUAACUGCUGCCUCUUCUGCACAGCCAAGCCUCCAAGCUAAGACCAGUUUGUUGGAACCACUCGUUCAAAAUGUGAGAAUUACAUCUUCAGCCAACUUCCACAUGAGUGCAGUAAGAAUGAGCGAUGUUAUUACCGUCGAAGGACCAGCUUUUGCUGAAUCAAUUUCGGAAGGAGAUAUUAGAUGGCUAAAGCAGAAGGGAGAUCAUGUUAACGAAGACGAACUUGUCGCUGAGAUUGAGACGGAUAAAACUUCGGUUGAAGUACCAGCUCCACAAGCCGGAACAAUUGUCGAGUUUCUCGUGGAAGAUGGAGCUAAAGUGACAGCCAAGCAAAAGCUUUAUAAACUUCAGCCAGGAGCAGGCGGAGGCUCGUCUUCAGCGCCAGCUAAAGAAGAACCAAAAUCAGCGCCAGCCAAAGAAGAAUCAAAACCAGCUCCAGCCAAGGAAGAUUCGAAGCCAGCUGUGACUGCCGCUGCCCCACCAAAGCCAGUUUCUGGGGAUAUUCCAAAAUCUGCUCCACCAGUUGCUCGCCCACCAUCAACACCAUCAUCUUCCACUCCAGUCGGAGCCGUCCCAGUCACUCGUGUCGUUGUUCCAAAGGGAGUUGAUCCAUCCCACGCAAUCACCGGAGCCCGUGAUGAAGUCCGCGUUAAAGCCAACAGAAUGCGCAUGCGCAUUGCUCAAAGACUGAAGGAUGCUCAGAAUACUUAUGCUAUGCUUACUACCUUCAAUGAGAUUGAUAUGAGCAGCCUCAUCGAAAUGAGAAAGACUUAUCAGAAGGAUUUUGUUGCCAAGCACGGAGUUAAGCUCGGAAUGAUGUCUCCAUUUGUCCGCGCUGCCGCCUACGCUCUUCAAGAAUCUCCAGUUGUUAACGCCGUUCUCGAUGAAAACGAAAUUGUCUACCGUCACUUUGUCGAUAUCUCCGUUGCUGUUGCUACACCGAAAGGACUCGUUGUUCCAGUCUUGAGAAAUGUCGAGAGCAUGAAUUAUGCUCAAAUCGAAUUGGAACUUGCCAAUCUCGGAGUGAAGGCUCGUGACGGAAAGCUGGCUGUUGAAGAUAUGGAGGGAGGAACCUUCACGAUUUCUAACGGUGGAGUCUUCGGAUCCAUGUUCGGAACCCCAAUCAUCAAUCCACCACAAAGUGCAAUUUUGGGAAUGCACGGAGUGUUUGAUCGUGUUGUUCCAGUCAACGGAAAGCCAGAGAUCCGACCAAUCAUGCAAAUCGCUUUGACCUACGACCACAGAUUGAUCGAUGGAAGAGAGGCAGUCACCUUCCUCAAGAAGAUCAAGACCGCCGUCGAGGAUCCACGAAUCAUGUUCAUGAAUCUUUAAAUCUUAAAUCUUUAUCGCCCCUUUUUUUCUAAAUUCUUUUUUCUAUGCCUCCUUGGUCAUGCUUUCACAAAAUUUUUAAUUUUUCGUUUGAACGUUUAGUAAUCAACCGUAAAUCAUAGGUACGAUGUAUCGUCUAGCUUGUCAUUCACCCCUUAUGUUCGACUGUCCCUUAUUAUCCGAGUUUUCUUGUUCAAAAGCUAGUAUUGAUUAUUAAAAAAAUAAAAACCAAAUAUUUCACU
This is a messenger RNA of Caenorhabditis elegans, 1642 nucleotides long. RefSeq names its product Dihydrolipoyllysine-residue succinyltransferase component of 2-oxoglutarate dehydrogenase complex, mitochondrial (gene dlst-1). The transcript has 7 exons. NCBI's taxonomy places the organism in Eukaryota, Metazoa, Nematoda, Chromadorea, Rhabditida, Rhabditidae. Gene Ontology annotation, molecular function: dihydrolipoyllysine-residue succinyltransferase activity; acyltransferase activity. The record is from RefSeq and is marked reviewed. Gene Ontology annotation, biological process: tricarboxylic acid cycle. Gene Ontology annotation, cellular component: mitochondrion; oxoglutarate dehydrogenase complex. The coding region runs from base 12 to 1403 and encodes 463 amino acids.